Messenger RNA from Botrytis fragariae, 1686 nucleotides. RefSeq lists its product as uncharacterized. The transcript is spliced from 3 exons. The coding region runs from base 1 to 1686 and encodes 561 amino acids. NCBI's taxonomy places the organism in Eukaryota, Fungi, Ascomycota, Leotiomycetes, Helotiales, Sclerotiniaceae. The record is from RefSeq and is a predicted model, not a curated record.
AUGAUGGAUGCUACACAGCUUAUAGGUACAGAUGGUCCCAAAGUCAAUGUAUAUAAGAAUUGGAAUAUCCCAGGUAAAAUUCGGUGGCUUUCCACAGAAUCUUCCUUCAAAGAAAGUCAGGUGGAAAGCAAAUCCUCAACCUCAACUGAUCCUUUAUCGGCCACAAAUAUCAACUGCAAUGAGGGAGGACCAAAACAAAAGUUCGCAUUUGUCGAUUUAUCAUCUUCUGGGACAAAAACAGAUGUCAAUGUACGAAAGUUCGUACGGAAGCAUGUGAGGAAUGAUUUCAUAAGCAAAACGACUCGGAAAAGUAAAGGGAAUCCGAAACUCCGUUCGAAAUGUAUAAAACCUUUCGUGGAGCCCAAGUCUGUCACAUCUGAUUAUCACAAACAUGAUGGUCUUAUUAUUGAGGAUCUCAUCGGGUUUCCGACUGCACUCAGCUUGUCUCCAUGGCCUAUUGAGAUGACGACAAGAACGCACCGGUUGCUGAGUCGAUAUUUUACGCAUGUUAGUUCGAGAAUGUACCCGUUAUCCAGAUAUCUUUCUUCCAAUCCUCUACGUUCAGAUGAAUGGUUUCGUUUUACAAUCAACGAUGCAGCAAUGUUUCAUGCGAUAUUAUAUGCUGGCGCAAUCUAUCUCUCCUUGCUUCAAGGUGGGAAAGACUCGGAAGAUUCUGUGUACCACCUUGGCAAAACCUUAGAAAUAGUCAAGGAAAAACUUCAGAAUGGGAAACCAGCAGACGAUAGCACUAUUGCUGCUUUGUCGUGUGUAGCUUUGGGAGAAGCAAAUACAGGCCAUUCAGAUUUAUGGCAUAUUCAUAUGCGUGGCAUACAACAAAUGAUAACUACGCGAGGCACGAUGUCGUCUCUUCCUAUGAUUAUACAGACGAAACUUCGUCGGUCUGAUAUCACUGGUGCGAUUGAUUAUGCUGCUGAGCCAUAUCUUUACUAUAAGCCACGAAGUCAUUCUGAAAUAUCAAUAUCUAAAAUUCUACCGGUGCAUAGGAUCCGUGCCAUCAAUAGUUACACUGAAAAUUCACUCGCUAGAUGCGGUAUUCACUCAAAUCUCAUACGGAUAAUGCAAUAUCUAGCUAUCUUUUACCAGUCCAUACAGUUCGCCUCAUUAAGCAGAAUUCUUCUCGACCCAGGAGAUUUUCUCGAUGAUAUUUACUGGAUUGAGUAUGAAUUGUUAUCAUUUCCCCUGUCUCUAGAAGGAAACCGAGAACCUAUUGUCGACAAAGCAACUCGUAUCGGAGCUCUACUAUUCAUGAAGUCGAUACUUGAAGAAUACCCACAUUCUUCUACUGGUCCUUCUAUCCUCUUACAACAAUUACAAGAAUCUCUGUCCACAAUUGAUACCGCGACAACCACAGAACAAACAUGUCAAUGGCUGAUUUGGUUAUUUACUAUUGGAGCUGUUCAUUCAAAGCGGGAUCAUAUCACACGAACUUGGUUUGUGGAGCAAUUGGCGGGGUUGCAUAUGGAGCGCCUGAGAGAUUUACUAAUUGACGGGCAAGUACAUGCAGAGCUACAUGCAGAGAAAUUAGAAGAACAAGACGAAGGAGAGCUUCAUUUGUGGAGAUUAUUGAACCUGAGACAAGUUAUUGCAGAGAGAGAUCUCUUCCUACUUCGGGAUGAUAUUGCUCGGUGGAGACGAGAAUCUUACGGUUUUGGGGAAGGGAAUUGA